GAAUGGUUUUUCAACGCCAGCGGACUCGACCCCCAGCCGGAGUACGACACCGAGUUCUUGCCACUAUCUGCGCCCUACGACGAAGACGGGGGUGCGGAAGACGAAGAUAUAGGGGUUGAUCAUCACAUCAUGGCGCUCCCAACAGCCCGCAGAUACGAACACAUUGCUGGCCCGGGCUGCUGCAAUCUUCGAGGCUAUCACGGGGAUAUGAUUACUCUCGACGAGAUGAUAGAUUGUCAUACCGUGCAGGGGCUCUACAAGAAGACGAAAGACUGGACACCGAUGGAUGACGACAUGGACUUUGAGAGGGAUUCAAAGAAUUACUAUCUUACGGGGCUCUCAGAUUGCAUGCCUCCGAAUGGAGGAGAUGUGAAAUGCGCACCAAUUCGCGGUGCAGCAGACUGGUUCCAUGCGUCCAACCUUAGCGAUACAUGGAAAAAUCUCUUUGGAUGGGGAACCUAUGUGCUCCCAUUCCACCCUACCUGCUUUGAAAUAUUCAUCAGGAUAAGCAAGCAGCAAAUGGGCAGAGUCAGCCUCGAUUCACUGAUGAAGCUUGAAAGCACCGGAUCCCGGAACAUGUUUGGUGAACGGCAUCCCGACAUUGUGGAUGCGAGAAACAAGGGCUGGAAGUGGAGCUGCUUGCUUGGCACGGAGUACCUCGCUGCCAAUCCCGUCUUCAUCUCCGGCUUUCGAGAGAUUUGUGAUGCUGCUAUUUCUGACGCCGAGGAUUUUGAUAGCCAAAACAGUCCGUUUCCAGAACGGACUGAGGAGCAAGAUGUUUCUGCAGAGAGAGAUGAUCCAUUCUGGAAGUUGCCAACAGAGCUUAAGCAUACGAUUGCUUGGCAUCUCGACUCAAGGGAUAUAGCUGCGCUGCGAAUGGCAUCUCGAGCCUUUUACCACCUCCCCAUGACUUUAUGGCAUACAUUGAUGGUGCGGGAAAUGCCAUGGGUGUACGAAGCCUGGUGUGAUGACCCUACACCGUAUCCCUGGGCCAUGGCAGACGCUUCUUACCUGAAGCAGGUGCGGGAGCGGGAAGAAGAAUACACUGAAGAACGAACCAGGAGAGCGGAUAUCCUGAAAGCCAAUGAGCCCGACUUUUAUCCCAUAUGGGAAGAGAAUGAGCCCAAGUUGCCGCCUGUGUCGCCCGAAUUGCAAGCUCAGACGGAGCUGUUUAUGGAAAAGAAGCGGGCCAUGGCGCCUGUGAAACUGCCGCGUGACAGGACGAACUGGUACCAGUUGUAUACGGACAUUAAGGCGAAUGAGGACAAGCUGAAGGGACUGCGCAACAGGAAGAGGAUAUGGGGGACUGUAGGAGAAAUUGUGCAGAAUGUUAAGAAAUGCUGGGAAGAGGAGCUGGUUGAGAUUAACACGCCCUUUGCUGUGAUUGAGGUUGAUAGCUGA
Messenger RNA from Trichoderma virens Gv29-8, 1401 nucleotides. RefSeq lists its product as uncharacterized. Gene Ontology annotation, molecular function: protein binding. The transcript has 2 exons. The annotation marks the transcript as partial. The record is from RefSeq and is a predicted model, not a curated record. Lineage: Eukaryota; Fungi; Ascomycota; Sordariomycetes; Hypocreales; Hypocreaceae.